Messenger RNA from Triticum turgidum subsp. durum (durum wheat), 579 nucleotides. NCBI's taxonomy places the organism in Eukaryota, Viridiplantae, Streptophyta, Magnoliopsida, Poales, Poaceae. The record is from the annotation of a GenBank genome assembly.
AUGGUGGUGGUGGCGCGGGUGGCCGGUGGGUUGCUGCGCGCCCUCCUCUUCGGCAUCUUCGGGGCGGCCGGGACGGUGGUCGGCGCCGCGUACGGCCUCCUGUCUGGCUUCGUCGACGACGAGGACGGCUUCGCGCAGGGGACGCUGCUGGGGGCGCUCGCCGGAGCGCUCAUGUCCCUCGACCUCGCCCACUCCCUAAUGGCCAUAUGGGGUCACCGCCGCCAUGACGACCACUGCUCCCCCUUGGACGCUCACGCCGGGCGAAUCAAGCGCACCGUCGGCGCCGUUGUCCAACUCACGGCUCUCGCCGACCCGCAGUACUGCGGAAGACGAGGCGACAGCGCCGUCGUGGGCCUCGACCGGCCGGCAAGAUCGUCAAGCUUCGGCUUCUUUCCGCCGGUGGCCGUCGGUGCUGCAAGUGGCGGCUGCUGCCCCAUCUGCCUCCAGGAGUUCGAGGCCGGCGGCGAGCGCGCGGGGCGGCGGCUCCCGGCGUGCUCCCACGUCUUUCAUCUCGAGUGCAUCCGUAGCUGGCUCCUCCGCAAGCCCGACUGCCCCAUGUGCCGUCACGCCGUCCACUAG